CCCUCCCCUGCCCUCGCAAGGAGAAAGCGGGCGACGAGCUCUCUCAGCCGGUGGGGCCGAUCCCACCGCCCGCAGGGCUCAGGUCCCGUCGCUAUCGGACCCUCAGAACGCCGGGACGCAUUUCCGAGCUCGGGCCCGACCCAACCCGCUGCCAUUCUAGCUACCUCGUGGAGUCACGGAGAGACUCUUGAACCGUAAGGCUCCUUGAUGAGACGGUGGAGAGACCGCGGGGCUAUUCUCCAAGCAUCUUCCGGUCGCGCUCUGCUCCUCUCGGUGCGCUUGCGGCUUCUCCUUGGGCUGGUGCGUCCACAGUCCCUCCAAGUCCAGGCCGCAGUCACCCAGGUGGGGAGCCAGCCUGAAAGAGACAGCGGAAGGAGUUUCCUGGACUGCGCUGUAGCUCACCGACCCGCACCAAUCACCACGCAGCUUGCCCUCGGACCCGCCCCUUUUAGGGCGUGUCCCCAGUGAGUGAUAGACUGAGCAGCCCGGCCCCGCUCAGCCCAGCCCACGUUGCUGCUUAGAUUGAAAUGCAGAACUCAAGUCUCUUUCAUCGGGGCACAGACUUCCUUUUACUUCUUCCUUUUGCACUCUCGCCUCCUCCUCCUGGGAAGAAUCGGAGGCGCCGGCGGUCCGCCCGGGUAGCAACAGGCCGGGCCACUGACGCGGUGCGGAAAGUUUCUGUCUGGGAGUGCGGAACUGGGGCCGGGUUGGUGUACUGCUCGGAGCAAUGGAGCCAGCCUUUGGGGAGGUGAACCAGCUGGGAGGAGUGUUCGUGAACGGGAGGCCGCUGCCCAACGCCAUCCGGCUUCGCAUCGUGGAACUGGCCCAACUGGGCAUCCGACCGUGUGACAUCAGCCGGCAGCUACGGGUCUCGCACGGCUGCGUCAGCAAGAUCCUGGCGCGAUACAACGAGACGGGCUCGAUCUUGCCAGGAGCCAUCGGGGGCAGCAAGCCCCGGGUCACUACCCCCACCGUGGUGAAACACAUCCGGACCUACAAGCAGAGGGACCCCGGCAUCUUCGCCUGGGAGAUCCGGGACCGCCUGCUGGCGGACGGCGUGUGCGACAAGUACAACGUGCCCUCCGUGAGCUCCAUCAGCCGUAUUCUGCGCAACAAGAUCGGCAACUUGGCCCAGCAGGGUCAUUACGACUCAUACAAGCAGCACCAGCCGACGCCGCAGCCAGCGCUGCCCUACAACCACAUCUACUCGUACCCCAGCCCUAUCACGGCGGCGGCCGCCAAGGUGCCCACGCCACCCGGGGUGCCUGCCAUCCCCGGUUCGGUGGCCAUGCCGCGCACCUGGCCCUCCUCGCACUCCGUCACAGACAUCCUGGGCAUCCGCUCCAUCACCGACCAAGUGAGCGACAGCUCCCCCUACCACAGCCCCAAGGUGGAGGAGUGGAGCAGCCUGGGCCGCAACAACUUCCCCGCCACCGCCCCGCACGCGGUGAACGGGUUGGAAAAGGGAGUCCUGGAGCAGGAAGCCAAGUACGGUCAGGCACCAAAUGGUCUCCCAGCUGUGGGCAGUUUUGUGUCAGCAUCCAGCAUGACUCCUUACCCUACCCCGGCCCAAGUGUCGCCUUACAUGACCUACAGCGCUGCUCCUUCUGGUUAUGUUGCUGGACAUGGGUGGCAACAUGCUGGCAGCACCCCAUUGUCUCCCCACAACUGUGACAUUCCCGCAUCGCUGGCGUUCAAGGGAAUGCAGGCAGCCAGAGAAGGUAGUCAUUCUGUCACGGCUUCCGCACUCUGAUGGGAAAUUCCGUCUCCAGCAGCUUCACCCGGGUCUCCCCGUAUCAGCACCUCCUCCCCCAAUUCGCAGGUCUCACAUUCCACCCCUCCUGCCCUCCAACUCUCCUGCCUUGAAAGCUGGCUGUACGGACUCACAUCCUUUGUGCUGAUGAUACUUACAUAUUUCUUGCCAUAACUUUUCUCUUGCAGAAAAACUGACAUGACUUUAGAAUUUAAAAACAAGAGCAACAAUAAGCAUUGAAUGACACAUUGUGUUGCCCAUAUACUGUCUUAAUAUAGCAAAGAAACCUACACCCCUCAAAGGGUUUAAGGAACUUUACAAACUAGUCUUUGGUAAAACCACAUGUGUAUAUUUAUUCUAAAUCAACCUAAACUUUUGAAAUGUGCAAUUAUUGAGAUUUUGCAAAAUCAAUAAAGGAAAGUACUUAUAGAAAAAAAAUUAUGCUACACCCUCUAAUCAAAUAUGGUAACCAAGUAAGCUUUAAUUCAUCAUUACGAAACAAAUCAAUAAUUGACUUGUUUGAGUGAUCCUUUGUUUAUCUCUAAGACAUGACCUAUUUUGUUGAAAAAUAUAUGUAGAACCCAAGCAAUAUCUGAAUCUAGCUUUCCCUGGUGUUUUGACUUGGUUCCAAAUACAAUAAUGUUUAUAUUUUCUAUUAGUUUGUAAAUAUGGACUCUGGAUGGUGCAUUUGUGUCUUCAUUCCAUAAGAUAUUCCCCUCCCCCCAGCCCCACCCCCUUCUCUAUUUUUUUCUUUCUUUUUUGCAAAGGUGACUUUCUGGCAACGUCUUUGUCUCUGUUUGGUGGUGGGCUGCUCGGGCUCCUGGACCUGGACUUGCCCCCAAAUUUUGUGUAUGCAGUGAAGGCUUCAACAUCUCAUGAAGGACACUUUCUUUCUACAGCAGAGGACACGAAAAACAAAUAAAACAAGCCAGUCUCCCAUUUUGUACCUAAUCAAACAACACACACGCCAAGCAUAUAAAGACAAGAGGGUGGAAGAUAUCUGAACAAGAAGGCUCUAAAGAAAGUCACUUAGAAACUUAAGUUUAAUGUGAAAUGUUUUGCAAAGAUGCUUAAAAUGAACUUUGUGUUAAGAAAACCACUGUGAAACUAAAUUGUACUGUUACUGUUGGCUUACCUGUGUGUUCAGCAAUCUCAGCCCAAAAUUAUGUUGUAAUUUAAAGAAAAUGGAAAAUUCUGCUCUAAUGAAUGUAACAAUGGCUUGCUGUGAAGUUUACAUUGUUGUACAGAAGCAUGUAUCACAUGUAGGUAAACUGGUGGUGGUACUAGAAAUACAAUGUUAUUUAAUUUUAACAAAUUCCCUUUAUUCAUUUCUGAAAUUACAGAACACAGUUUAACUCAUAAA
Mandrillus leucophaeus (drill) is the source of this 3116-nucleotide messenger RNA. It is a transcript of the gene PAX9, whose product is annotated as paired box 9. Bases 728 to 1753 code for a protein of 341 amino acids. Lineage: Eukaryota; Metazoa; Chordata; Mammalia; Primates; Cercopithecidae. The record is from RefSeq and is a predicted model, not a curated record. Gene Ontology annotation, molecular function: DNA-binding transcription factor activity, RNA polymerase II-specific; RNA polymerase II cis-regulatory region sequence-specific DNA binding. The transcript is spliced from 5 exons. Gene Ontology annotation, biological process: regulation of transcription by RNA polymerase II; anatomical structure development.